Molecule: messenger RNA, 1315 nt
Organism: Talaromyces proteolyticus
Lineage: Eukaryota; Fungi; Ascomycota; Eurotiomycetes; Eurotiales; Trichocomaceae
Product: allantoicase, expressed, purine use
Exons: 1
Coding region: 200-1273 (357 amino acids)
Biological process (GO): allantoin catabolic process
Molecular function (GO): allantoicase activity
Source: RefSeq, a predicted model, not a curated record
UAAAUUUCAUCGAGUAAUCAAUCAGCCAGGCCGAUAAGAUAAGGGUUCCCCUCUUCCCCUCAUAGAGGCUUGUCUCAGAGGACCUUGUCGAGACUUCAAUUGCCCAGCCAGAGUAGAGAUUUGUCACUAUACACACAUAGUCCUAUACAGUGUACACAUAAUACACCAAGCAAUACUAAACCUGCCUGACGCCGCCGCCAUGGAAGCCCCCGCUUCGGUCACGCGAAUCCCCAACUUACAGAUCGACAAAGUCUUUGCUCGCACCACCAACCUCGCCUCGUCCGCGCUCAACGCAAAGGUCCUCUCUCGCUCAGACGACUACUUCGCCGCCGCAGAGAACCUCCUCACGCCGACCAUUCCUAUCCACAAACCUGGCGUAUUCGUGCACACUGGCGCGUGGUAUGAUGGCUGGGAGACACGCAGACACAAUCCCGCGCCAUACGACUGGGUAGUCAUAAAACUCGGCGUGGCAAGCGGCGUCAUCGAGGGCGUCGAAGUCGACACUUCCUAUUUCGUGGGCAACUACGGCGAAAAGGCCGAGCUGCAAGGCGCAUACCUACCGCAGGGACAGGCCACUGACGAGGAGAUCGCGAGCCCUGACUAUAAAGGAUGGAGUACGAUUCUGCCCAUCGUCGAGUGCGGGCCGAGUCAGCGGCGUGCUUGGAAGAUUGAUUCUCCAAAAGCAUAUACUCAUGUCCGCCUGCUGAUGUAUCCAGAUGGAGGGUUCUCGCGGUUAAGACUGUACGGCCAUGCCAUCCCUCCGCCACCGGCAGCAGCAGCUACGGCUGGAGUGGCGGAGGAACUAUCGUCUGCGCUGUUGGGUGGUCUGGCAAUUUCUGCAUCGGACGAACACUACACACCGGCCUCCAACACCAUUCUUCCGGGUCGUGGGAAAGACAUGGGCGAUGGUUGGGAAACAGCACGGUCACGCACACCUGGCCACGUCGACUGGGCGAUUUUCCGACUGGGGCUUCCGGGCACAGUGAGUAGAAUUGUUAUCGACACUAAGGACUUUCGGGGCAAUUUCCCGAGAGAGGUUCGGGUUCAUGGUAUUGUCAAAUCUGAUAAUGCACAAGAUCCUGGCCACAACCAUCCCGGCUGGGUAGAGUUGCUGAGCGGGGAUAAGAAGACGAAGGCGGACACCGAGCAUGUCUUUGAAGGUGCCGAUUUGGCUGCUGGUGGAGAGGACAAGCGAGUGUUUACUCACGUUAAACUGACAUUGGUUCCGGAUGGGGGUGUAAAGAGGUUCAGGAUUUUCGGACAGAGGGCGUAGAUAAAGUUAAACCAUCAGUUUAAUAUUUGAUAACAUUGAAAC